AUGCAAGCUGUCUGUUUGGGACUGCUCCUUUUUGGUCUGACCUGGGCAACACCAACAUUUCAACCACAGGGUGAAAAGAUGAAGCAAGCCUGCUUGGAAGAACAAAGGGAAGAAAACAUCAAAGACAAAAUUGCUGCUCUUCACCAUUUCGGCAAGAGAAAAACUCAAGAGCUGACACCAAAUGAAAACACUGGCCAGGAAAGAAAGAGAGAUUUGUCGGAUUUCAGAGCCACUGAAAAUAAUCAAGAAAGCAAAUCCCAAAAUCUUUCUGAAAGUAGACUGAGAAUGAAUGAAGACUGUCUUAUUAGCAAUGAAGUAAAUGGCCACGGUGACCUAACGAUGUCCAGGAAUCCCGAAUCCUCUGCAGUCAGAAAAGCACAUGACCUCAAAGAAUCCGCUGCAGCUCUCGUCCAAAAUAAUUCUCAGUGGACAAUAGAGGCAGUUAUUUUGAGGAAACUCUUGGGAGAAGAAACCAAAAUUAACAAACCCAGAAACACUCUAAGCCAAAUCCCAGCAUAUCUGAAUGAUGCUAAAGCCCCAUCAAACAAUAAGAAAAAUUAUCAAAGAAACUCACAAAUGCAAAAUAAUCCUGUCAAAAGCAAAAUCACUUACUAUCUCCCCCCCAACACUGACUAUCUAACGCAGCUCUCCCAAGUGAAAAACAUCCCUAGUGAUUUUGAGGGCAGUGGACACGCAGAUAUUCAGGAGAAAGGAGAUCAUCUCUUCCCCUUCAGUGGAGACGGCCAGCCUUUCGAGGACAUUCUCGGUAAAGAAGGAGCUAUUAUUCCUGGCCCCGGAGAUGGCAAUAUUCAGACAGAGUUUUUUCAUCCUGCUGCAAAAGGCCCACGUUACAAUGAGCUCCCAGAGAGAGAGGAGAAUGGGAGCAGUGCCACAGGAAUUGAGGCAGGAAAAGAGGCCAGUGUGACUGGUGUGAGACUAGCAGGGGGCACCAAUGACAUCACAGGUAUCACCCACUUUAAGGGGCUACCUGGAGAGGAAGGACAGAGAGUGGACGCCAGCAGUCAAGAUGCUCACGGAGGGAAAGCUGAGUUCCACCACCCUCACACGUUCUCAAACGACAAAGGAAAGGAAGGCAGUCGGAAUGUAGAGGAAGUUCCUAAUUAUAAUGAAAUUCAAAAAAACGCUAAAGGGAGUCAUACAAAAGAGAUGGAAUAUUCCAGUAAGAACCAAGCGGUCUCCAGGGAAAAGCAAGAACUUUCUAGUAAGAGCGAAAGUCGAGACCCCCUCCUUCCUUCUCUCGGUGCUGAGAAUGAAAUUGCUUCCCAGAAUGAUCCCAGGGUCCAGGGGGCUCUAGUAACACAGAGCAGGGAAAGUCACGAUGCACAGCGUAGACGAAAUAGUAAUACUCGGAAUAAAGCGGCCUCACAAAGGGAAGACCCCUGGGCCGACAGAAAACCCUUUUCCAACAGACUCCGCCGCCCUAGGAAGCCCGACAGCAGCGAAUCAUCAUCUGACAGCAGCAGUUCAAGUGAGAGUGACGGUGACUAG
Messenger RNA from Sorex araneus (European shrew), 1509 nucleotides. RefSeq names its product matrix extracellular phosphoglycoprotein (gene MEPE). NCBI's taxonomy places the organism in Eukaryota, Metazoa, Chordata, Mammalia, Eulipotyphla, Soricidae. Gene Ontology annotation, cellular component: extracellular matrix. Gene Ontology annotation, molecular function: extracellular matrix protein binding. The record is from RefSeq and is a predicted model, not a curated record. The coding region runs from base 1 to 1509 and encodes 502 amino acids. The transcript has 3 exons. Gene Ontology annotation, biological process: biomineral tissue development.